Messenger RNA from Ceraceosorus bombacis, 287 nucleotides. Lineage: Eukaryota; Fungi; Basidiomycota; Exobasidiomycetes; Ceraceosorales; Ceraceosoraceae. The record is from the annotation of a GenBank genome assembly.
AUGGAGGCUGCAACGGGACAAAUCCCAAAGGCUGGGUCGGCGGAUGGGCUGGAAGGGCGUCUGUGGGAACAGCUGAUCGGGUGCCAGAAGCAAGAGCGUGUGAGGAACGGCAGGUCGGGGCGUAAGCGACCGCACCCAAAUGCAGCCGCAUCAGGAGCAGCUGGCCACCUCGUCCACUAAGCUGAACCGCGGACUUCCUUGGGGCUUUAGUCUGGAGAGGACACAUGAAGAGCCUGCGGACUUACUUCGUCGAAUCUCGGCGCCGUGUGUUCACCGACACCGCAUGA